AGCGGCCAUGAUAAUUUGUUAAUCAGGUAUAUCCUGGGUAAACCUGAGCGCGCUGUACAUGAUGCUCGGUACAUGAUACACUACCAUAAUAUUGUAUAUAUGGAGAGAAAUGAUAUAUUUGUGUGUUUGCGCUACAGGAAAGCACUAGAUCCAUCUAGUCUUAGUUACGACAGGCGUCACUUGGCAGGUGGUGUGUAUCUGUAGGGUCAGACCAGGCAUGGACGGAAGAGAGCAGGAGACAAUGGAGGAAGACGAGGAGUCCGGGUCAGAGGAGGCCGGGUCUGAAGUGUCGAGUUCGGAGGAUGAGGAUGAAGACGAGAAGGCGCUGCGGAAGGCUGCAGAGGAAGGAAACACGGACAGAGUGAAGCAGCUGUUAGCGGAGGGAGUCAACCCUAAUGCUGCUGCUGGCAUUUCGCAAAUGACUCCUCUGCACCGGGCAGCCGGGAGUGGCCACCAUGAAACUGUAUCGGCUUUACUGACAGCUGGUGCAGAUGUGAACGCACGGGACGAUGAAGUAGGUAGACUGACUGCUGUGACGCAGAAACAUUUUAUAUCUCUUAUGGGAUUUGACAUCUAUCUUCAGCUGUAUAGCAGUUUACUUGGUAAAUUCCGUUAG
Branchiostoma belcheri (Belcher's lancelet) is the source of this 616-nucleotide messenger RNA. RefSeq names its product ankyrin repeat domain-containing protein 49-like. The transcript is spliced from 3 exons. The coding region runs from base 218 to 616 and encodes 132 amino acids. NCBI's taxonomy places the organism in Eukaryota, Metazoa, Chordata, Leptocardii, Amphioxiformes, Branchiostomatidae. The record is from RefSeq and is a predicted model, not a curated record. Gene Ontology annotation, molecular function: protein binding.